Scylla paramamosain (green mud crab) is the source of this 8051-nucleotide messenger RNA. RefSeq lists its product as uncharacterized. The transcript has 7 exons. NCBI's taxonomy places the organism in Eukaryota, Metazoa, Arthropoda, Malacostraca, Decapoda, Portunidae. The record is from RefSeq and is a predicted model, not a curated record. Bases 281 to 1891 code for a protein of 536 amino acids.
UCCCGAGACGCCUGUAGCAUCAAGAUUAAGAUCAUCAACAACACAAGCUCCUCCUUGUCCUCUUCUCCUCCCUUCAGUUAUAUUAGUCGAAAUUGUGCCGUGGAGUCAUUCUUUCUAUCCAUUUUUUAUUUCACACACAAAAAUACAUCACAAUGCCUUAUUCUGCGUCGUGGCUGCGCACUCAGAAUGGAAUGGGAGUGAACAAUACAGCUGUUUAAACGUGAACGCUGAUGGGAAAUUGAUCGACGCUCGCUCGCUGGACGGGAAUUAAUGGUGUGCAAUGGAGCAGGAACAGUCUUGGCCACGGAGCAGACAUAGCAGUUGGAGUAAUGAUGGAAGAGAUGGAGGGAGCCCUUCCCCUAGAAGGAUGCCUCACAGUGGUUCGCCUUCCCACAAGUUGAGAUCCACCAAACCUGUUUGGGAUGACACAGUUCAGGACCUGGCUUCAAUGCGAUUGACCCCAGCUGAGUUGGCACGCAAGCUUGCCUCAAGGCAGUCCACCAACAUGAUGUUGGCAAGAGCCCAGCUUCUGGAGAGGAGUCGGCGGUCAGGUUCCCAGGGUCCCCUCUCCCUGCCUCCCAACUUGGCCAGCAGGCUUCAAGCUGCCAGACAGCAGAGUGUGGAAUCCAUCCUUGCUCAGUCCAGCAACACACUGCUUGCCUCCCAGAAAGUGCGUCAGGUGGAGGCUGCUGCCGAGCAAAGGGAAGAAGAACCAGAACACAACAUUCAGUCUGGGAGCAUGAGAGAAGUUGUGCCUGAGGACAAGAAAGAAGCAGCACAGCCCAGCCCUCACCCUCAGGAGAGAGAUCAGCCAACAGCUGGUGACAGUAGCAUCACCAGCACUGGGAAAGCUGGUGAUGUGGCAGACAAGGGAAAGACAGCCAACAGUCAGGUCUUGAAGGAAGUAUCUGACCACACAGGAAAGGCAGCCAGUCAGUCAGGGUCACCAGGAAAGGCUGUUGAACUGAGACGGUCAGAUCUGAAGGCAGCCAAGGAUGCUCCAAGACAAAUAGACAUGAGUGAGAUAGCCGCCACACGGACCAGUCUUGACCACACAAUAAAUAUGGUGGUCAACACAUGCAGGGAAUUGUGGCUGCAGCUAGAAGAGGAACGCCUGACGAGGGAGCAUCUCCAACGCCAGCUGCAAUUACAAGGGAAUGUCAUCACCACACUGACUGCUGAGCUGCUGCAAAUUCAGGAUCAGCAAGAAGCCAUCCUGCGGGAGGUGAGUGACGCCCGUGCCUCAGGUCUGUGGGGGACGGGGGAGCUAGAGCUUGGGGAGGAGGCAGCUGGGGACUUCAUGUUGAGUGGUCACAUAGCUCCAGGAAGAGUCCAUGCCUCUAGGUCCAGCCACUACCAGCUCCCAGGUCGCCACCCCCAAAGGUCUAUAUUAAGGGCAACACGCACCAUACAUGCACCUCACCAACGGCAGCCUCCUCAGUCUGUGGGGAGGACACACCAGACAAACCAUGCCACCCUGCCCAUGCCCCAACGAGCACCCCACUCUCCACGUCCCCAUCAGCCUUCAUCACGCACCCACACCCACAACCUACAGAUGCAUCGGCCAUCACCUCCUCCUGAAGCUCCUCUUUCUCCCAGGCCAGAAUCAGCUUCCCUCAAUAGCUACAAGGCUUCAAUAUCUCGCCAGAUCAGGGAUGCACUAGUUAGUGAGCAAUCUGUACCUGGAGCCAGGGAGAGGGAGAGGAAUUCUUCUGCUAUGCCUCUUGGCUAUUCUAACAUUACUCAAGAUGCUUUGCAGAAGGACAUGAGGGAGCAGGAUGAUCCUCAGGCUGUAGUAGUGCCUGCUAAUAAAGAGAAUCUUCAUCUGGUGGGUGGAGAUCUGGCCAUGGAUUCUACUCUGCCAGAGCAUCAAGAGAGGAUGAAGCAGUAAAAAAAAAAGAUUUUGUAAUAUUGUGCUGUGUUUGGAGGAGCUGUUUCCCUCAUGUCCUUGCUGUGGUUGACAUAUUUGGAUCUUUUCAACCAUAUAAGACAUAUCAGAGCCAUGAGAGGCCAGCCUGUAGUAACUGUACACUUUUUGGGACCAUUUUGUUAGGUCUAAAUGAGACUCAUAAAUUUCUUACUAACCAUAUUAUAAUCUAGUCAGUACUUGAAGGAUCAAGUAUCAUUGCCUUCAUUAAAGUUGGCUGAAUGCACAUACUUUCUUUUUUCUGGAAAUGAAACUUGCCAAGUUCUCUGCCUGAAAUAUCUAUCCAAAGCCUAGAGGCUAAGGUGUUUAGGAGUGGUUGUGGAUGUGUGUGUGUGUGUGUGUGUGUGUGUGUGUGUGUGUGUGUGUGUGUGUGUGUGUGUGUGUGUGUGUGUGCGCGCCACUCCCCUUCCUAGGGGUGUUGGCUGGAUAUGUAGGUACUAACAAAAAUAUCGCAUUCUUCUUCAUAAGGUUUGUUGUCUUUUAGAAACAGAAUAGAGAACUGUAGUCUGCUUUUUGACUUUGGCAGAAAAAUGCACUUGAGCCAAACUUUUGUCCCUCAUCUGAUUUCAGACUUGCAGCUCAUGGUUUGAUGAUGGUGUCAGCAUAGACUUCUCUGAGUUGGUCUCCAUGAUAUAAUCUUAUGUAUUUUCUUUUGUAUCUUUGUUCCAUUGUCUAAUACUUAUUUAUGUAUUUAUUUUUUUACACCUGAUUAUAUUUGAAAGAAACAGUCUAUUUGUAUAUCAGGCUAAGACUUCCCUUAAAGGGAUUCUGGUUUGGACAAAUGCCAUUUCUCACUGGAAUUAAAAAAAAAGUAUUGGGAUUAUUUAAGAUUAAUUUUAUGGCAAAUAUCCAUAUUGUUUCGUUCAGUCUAAACUGGAAAUCAGUUCAGUAUGUUUUGUAUCAUCUAUCUCUUAUGUUAUUAAUUAAAAUAAAAACAUACCAUAUACUUUGCAUGAGAGCUUGGCUGUUGAGAAAAGAGAAACUCAGCAUGUAUCAUGAAGGGUAGCUGAAAGCAGUCUGUGAUACAGUCUACCUGACAGUGUCCAUCAACUCAAGCUCAAGUACAUUUUUUUUACCAAAGAAAAAAGCAAAUAAGGAUUGUACUUUUCAACAGUAUUGUAUUGUUCUGACCUGGAUUUUGCUUCAUUAUUUGCCACUGUAAUAGCAAUGAUGGUGCUAUCAUAAUUGUAGGCACUCACAUCAAUGGACUGGCUUAGAGCACUAGCAAUAUGAAAUGUUAUUUAGAUCAUUGAUCUUGCUCAUCAAAAUGCUUUAUACAGCCAGGAACACACCAUUCUCUUACCACACACUUACACUGCUUCUUAGAUUAUCUCCUGUGUGACCUUUUCAUCUAAUAGCAGUCCUCCUUUACUCUGUUUUGAGAAAACAAAAGAAAAUUAAUGUUAUCUUACCACUUCUAUAUUGUAGCAGCACACUUGUCUGUUCUCAACUCAUGACACCAAUUGUGCCAUCAAGUGACAAGGUGUGAUCUGUGUAAACAUAGAAAUUGCCUUUCAAGAAGAUGCCAGUAGUAAAUUGGCUAUUAAAUCCUUGAAAAACUUAAAGAGCAGUUUAACGGAAAAACUGUUAUAUUUGUGCUCUGCUGAAUGAAUGGUGGCAACUUGUUUGAGCUGCAUUAGACUUGGCCCACAGCUUCUCCAUCUUUUGCAGGAAAUAUAGUCAUCACCUUCUUCUGCAUCCAAUUUUUUUAACUUCACUUGAUAUAAUUGCACCAAAAGACUGCUGAUCUGAAGGUCUAUUCACAGCUCAAGCUUGUGCAUGCCAUGGAGCCAUUUGCUGACUGUGAUUUUGGGCAAUGAUUACUGCAAUUUGUGAAUGAUGUGCUUAUAUUGUGGAUUUUGGUGUAUUUUUAAAAAUAUUCACAACUUGCCUUUAAAAUUUUGCAAAUUUUUUUUACCUUAGAGGUUGUUAACUCAUAGAAGCUAUGCCUGCACUGGUAGAUUUUAUCAUCUGUUAAAGAUAAAAGACUAGCUGUAAGCUGAAAAGAAUAUAAGAAGGAUUCAUAUGAUUCUAACAUUAUAUUGUGUUCUGUUUCUGUAGGUUUGUUUAUGUUCGAAAUGGUUAUCUGACUGAAGUAAUUUAUCACAAAGAUCUUAUUCUGUCACACACUGUAUUUUUCAGUGUUUUCAUUGGAGUGCAUCCUAAAUAUCAAGUCUAAGGCUUUAAAGUUUCCCUGUUGCUAUAAUAACACCAGAAUGAUGGUUGUGUUGGCUUUUGGCUGUAUGAACAUUAUGCAUGCAUGCAUACACAUUUAUGAGGAACAGUGUUUGUGGUCUUAUGCAUCAUGGUGCUGUCAUGCCACUGUCCUGUCCCGUCACUGUACGAGUAGUGCAAAGUUUGAACCUGCAUUAUUUUUAGUGAACUUUUUUAACCAAAUAGCUUUGCACAGCUCUCCCCAACAGACAGAAAGCAUCGAACAUGAUAACAUAACAAUAAUGAUAAUGAAGUAGCAAUAACUAUACAUGUAUGCAUUGCAUAUUAAUUAUAAGGGUUCUGACUCAAAGCCUCAAAUGUGCCUCAUAAUUAAAUGCAUUAAGAAUAACCAGGAAGAGACAAUCAUCUCUCAUAAUACAUGUGUUCAAGUUAGAGUAAGCAGUAGCCUUGGUACAGUGUGGUGUCAGUGGUUUCUUGCCACAGAGUUUUGUUACCAUUUCAAAUGAAGUGUUGAAAGGUAGGGGAGGGUAACUAGCAUGUGCAUGUUUGAAAAGUCCCAAACUGGCACUUACUCAUGUACGAUUAAAGCAUUACCCCGAGAACUGAUUUUUGCUUAAUAUGAUGUGCUGUAAAUGUGAUUUUCAGUGCAUUGAAUGGAUAUGUAUUGAGCAGAGCUUUACAUAAGUGCAAUGUGUGUAUUAUAUUACAAAUAUACAACAGUUUGAAUGUACAAGUAUGCUUCAAUACUGUAUUGUAUUUUUCAGUACUAUCCUCUUUCCUCUUAGCACACACUGAAAUGCUUCUGACUGUAACUUAACAUAUGACACCAAAAUAAUAGUUUCAACAACUGCAAACAUCAUACUAAUAAUGAAUUACAAAAUGACAACAUUGCACUACAAUAUUUAUUUUGAUGCACUUGUUGUGUCAUAUAUUAUAGAAGAGCAUUAUCAGUAUUUAGAUUGUAUUAAUAUGAAGGCAUUAGGGGUCAGUGGAAAUUUUUUGUUAAAUAGAUGUUGAAUAGUUUAAUGUACUGUAUAUUAUUACUAGUAAAUGAAAAACCCUCACUGCACAGACCAUACUGCCAAUUUUCACCAUGUGUUACUACAUUGUACUUUCAUCAUUUGUCAUUGCCAUUCACCACUCCUGAAGACACUGAGAGUUAUGAUAAAUAUUGAAUGCAUGUAAACAAUAACAGCAAGACACAAUAGUAGUACAGCAAUACAUUUUAAGGAAUGGGACAGCAAAGAACAUCAUCAGUGAUGUGUGUCCCUUUUUAAUUUUUCAUUCAUGGCUGCCAGUUCUUGCACAUCUUUUAGUGGUUUGAAAUGACUAAUGCUUUUGGAAUCAACUGAAUCUUAAAUAGCAUGGCUUGAUGCCAAAAGACAGUAUGAUGAAUAACUGAUUUUGUAGACGUAAUGCCAUGAAUUAUGUGGUAUUUGAGUCCAGUUGCUGUCCUACUUAACUCAAUGAGCCAAGUAAGAUUACUUCACAUAUAGCAGAAAUCUGCAAAUGAAUAUUGUUUGAUGUGGUGUGAUGAUACUGGAGCAUUCAGUCUGGAUAACAUCCUUUGGACUGUUGGGUGAUCAAGCUUUAUGAGACAGAACAGAAGCUACAAGCAAUUACAGUUCAUUAUAUCUAUGAUAUUUGUAAUUUCAUAUAACAUAUUUCUAAAUUAAAGACAAUUUUGGUGAGUAAAAUCUUUUUGUUGCAUUUCACUUCUGUACCCAAUACCAUGAAAUGCUUAUGAUUGCUUUUCUAAAUUUAUUACAACAGGUAAACUUAAAGACAUUAUAUAUGAAACCUAGAAGAUCUUGUAAAAUUACAUAAUAUGCAGUACUUAACUUAGAGUCAAUAGGUUAUUUCAGAAUAAGGCAAAUAGAAACUUUUAACAGUGCCAUUUUAUGAACCUGCAUUAUGUAGCUCCUGGCACCUUUAUUAUAUCCAGACACCUUUCUUAUUUUAUCUAUCAGUUAUUAAUAAAUAAUCAAUUUUGUGUGAAAUAAUAAUUAGAAUCUUGCUAUCAUUAAAGCUGUGUCAUAACAUACUGAGCAAGCACACCUUAUCUCUUAAAUGCCAAUUUCCAGUUGUUGGUUUCAGCUUUGUUUCAGUAACAGUAGCAAAAAGCUUUCAAAUAUGGGUGUAAGAGUAACACUUGGGUGUCACAAGGAGUAAGUUUGUACAAAGCAAUCAAGAAAAACUUUAAUGGUACUAUACUGCAAUCCCUCCAACUGUAAGAUGCCAUUUAACUUUGAGGCAUUCUCGUGGGAUCAAUAAUUCAUUAUAUUUUCCUUGAUUUUGAUUGACAUAUGUACUAGUACCUACAUUCUUAUCAGCAGUAUAGACCAAGCAGCUUUUCUUUCACAUCUUGUGGUUCGUACUUUCUCUACAAGUAUUGAUGUAUAGGAUUUAUUUUCUUCCAGAAUAUAUUUUGUCAGGUGGCAGUUGUAUGUUUGUGUCAAAGAACACAUUGGGAAAUAAGAAAUAAUUAUUCAGAAUUGCAUGAUUUCCUUGGAGGAGUAAAUUGCCUUGCUGUAGCAAUAAAGAAAACUAGGUUAUAAGCAAUGACAUUACUCCCAGCAAUAUAUCUGGAGUUAUAUCAUGAAUAAGCCUUUAAAGUAAUAGAUAACUUCAUUCGACAUUGUAUAAGAGGCUCCCAAAUUACCACUCUUGCUUUGGUAAUGUUUUACUUUAAUGUUGAAUUUUUCUCACUUGAUACUGCAAUGUCUUAAGUUCUGCAGCUGUAGCAUGUAAUUUAUUGUUACCUAUAUAUUUUAUCAGAGACACUAUCCUACUGACUUUGCUCCCUCCUCUUCAAGUGGCUCUGUUGCACAAGGCUGCUGCACAUUCUUACAUGUAUGCUAUUUGCUGUCCUGAAGUUUAAAGAACUUACACCUUCCUUUUGACUUAAACACAGAAAAACAAGUACACUGAUUGAAUAAAUUUUCAUCAUGCUAAGAGAUACAACACUUUUUUUUUCAUAUGAAUUUAUUCUUUCUAUUUUUUUUUGUGUAUAUAGGAAAUAGAUACAUUCAAAACCAUUCUCAAUGUACUGUAGAUUAUACAUGUAUGUGUAUGUAUCUGUAACUUGUGCUCUAUUUCCAUUGCUGUACACCUCUCAUUGUUGUUAAAUAUGUGCAUCUAAUAAGCAUAAUUGAGAAAACCUGAAGCUAAAAAAUUAAAUACUUUACUGCUGUCAUGAAAAUUCAUUUUUGGUGCAAGGUUAAGCAUUUUCAAUUAAUGCUGGAAUUUGAAAGGAGAAGUAUAUAUAUAUAAUAAUUUAAUUAAUCAAAAUCAUCAGAUUCUGGACACAUGAAAAGUGUAUGGGCACAUAUGUAUGUAUGUGCAAACCAAAAUUUUAUUGCUGAAAUUUAGUAUGCAUUAAAAAAAAAUGUUAAGACUGAAGCAAUCAUGGACCAAGUACACUGUUGUUGUGUCCUUCUUAAUGGUGACUGUUGUUGUGUUGGCUUGGUGUCUCUUGGUCUGUGACAUGUCUAUUGUAGGUUGGGUAUGUCCUGUAUAUUUAUAAUAACUAAAGAUCAGUUUUAGUAGUGCUGUUUUUUUUGUUUAAUAAGACUGACCAAGUUAGUGUAAAUUCUUAUCUUUAUAAUGCAAAACAUCCUCAUUAUUUUGCAUUCAGUUGACUUACAGUUUGUACCUCACUGUAGUGUAAGUUGAUGUUUAUUGUACUCCUAAUCCUAUGUAGUGCUUUAAAAUUUUGUAGUUUGCCUUGCUGGAAUUUUAACUUGUACUUGUGAGUAUUGCAUAUAUUUUAUACUUUUAUGGUACAAAACUGUGUAAGUGUAUGAGUUGUGUGAAUGUUCAUGUUGCUGAUUCAGUUCAGGUUAAAUGUAUGGAACUCUUUAUAUAUAUGUAUGUAUUAUUGCUAGGUGAAUGUGCAAUCAUAAUGAGGACUCUUUUAUUCAAUUCUUUAAAUAAACAUGAAAAUGUC